AAAAACAAACAAAACCCAAAACACCCUUUGCUUUCUUUAACCCAAAUUUGAUAUUUUUAGCUUCAAAAUCUCAAAUAUCAGAAUAAAAAUCUAAACUUUUUUAUAUGUAGAAGUUGAGAGAUAGGAAAAGAGAGAAAAGAGAAAAAAGACACAGAGAGAUGGCUUCCCAUCUCUCAUUUUCCACUCCUUCAGCUCUAUGGGGUUCAUACUUAAACUCCAAAUCUUCUUCUUUAUAUCAGUUGAGUUUGAAGAAGAGGGUAGGAUCUCAUGUGAGCUGCAGCUCAGAGAAUGAGAGUUGUACUUCAGCUUCUUCUGAGCAUUCACAGGAACCUGUAGAGGAAAAGAAAUCUGAAACGUCAGUCUCACGGAGAUGGUGUCUGACUUGCCUAUGCUCCACUGGAGCUCUGAUAUCUGCUUCUGGGAAUCUGAUUUCUGCACCAAAAGCAAUUGCCUUAGAUGGAAAUGAAAGUCCUGGAUGUCGGAAUUGUGGGGGUAGUGGCGCUAUAAUUUGUGAUAUGUGUGGUGGUACAGGAAAAUGGAAAGCUCUAAACAGAAAACGAGCUAAAGACGUUUAUGAGUUCACUGAAUGCCCCAAUUGUUAUGGACGAGGGAAACUAGUAUGUCCUGUAUGUUUGGGAACUGGUGUACCUAAUAAUAAAGGUCUUCUUAGGCGGCCAGACGCAAGACAGUUACUUGACAAGAUGUAUAAUGGACGACUGUUGCCAAACUCAUAAGGUUGAAAGCUAUACUUAAACCAGAAGGACAAUGAAAACAGACUCAAGUGAACUAUGGAUGUCACAACUAUUGUGUUGUUGCACAUAUAAAGUGUACGUGUUAAACCUCUCGACGAACUCUUGUUCUAACUCCCCGAUCUAUCUUGAAUACUGGGGUUGUAUUCCCAGACUUUCAUCACCCCCGCGACCAUUCUUGAAAGAAAUGGAAAGUAGUUUCUGCCACAUGAUAUAGUUUGCAUAGCAACUAUUUUGGAGUAUUGUCUUCAUAUCUCAAAACAACAGAGAAUGAAAGAAGAGAAAAGAGAGACUAUUUUGUACUUUAGAAUAUAUAAUUUCUUCGUAUGGAAAAUUGUUACUUCUUUUUCAUUUAAACUUGAAAUACAAUGACCUAAUUACUAAGAGAAUGAAACAAUAUCAUAACUC
This is a messenger RNA of Solanum dulcamara, 1157 nucleotides long. RefSeq names its product protein PHOTOSYSTEM I ASSEMBLY 2, chloroplastic. The record is from RefSeq and is a predicted model, not a curated record. The transcript has 6 exons. The coding region runs from base 159 to 734 and encodes 191 amino acids. Lineage: Eukaryota; Viridiplantae; Streptophyta; Magnoliopsida; Solanales; Solanaceae.